Messenger RNA from Sphaeramia orbicularis (orbiculate cardinalfish), 3349 nucleotides. Its product is annotated as retinoic acid receptor beta. The transcript is spliced from 8 exons. Bases 87 to 1544 code for a protein of 485 amino acids. The record is from RefSeq and is a predicted model, not a curated record. Gene Ontology annotation, molecular function: nuclear glucocorticoid receptor binding; zinc ion binding; RNA polymerase II cis-regulatory region sequence-specific DNA binding. Gene Ontology annotation, cellular component: nucleus; transcription regulator complex. Lineage: Eukaryota; Metazoa; Chordata; Actinopteri; Kurtiformes; Apogonidae. Gene Ontology annotation, biological process: retinoic acid receptor signaling pathway; regulation of transcription by RNA polymerase II; cellular response to corticotropin-releasing hormone stimulus.
UUGAUGGAGUUGUGUGCGCUUAUGCCGGUGAUUUUUAUCCAUAACGCACAAGAAGACUAGUUGAGCCGUAGCGAAGCGCCGUCAUCAUGUUUGACUGCAUGGACGUGCUGGCGGUGAGUCCCGGACAGAUGCUGGAUUUCUACACAUCCAGCCCGUCCUCCUGCAUGCUGCAGGAGAAGGCUCUGAAAGCCUGCAUCAGCGGACUGGCGCACAGAGACUGGCAGCACCGCCGGAGCGCACACUCCAUUGAAACACAGAGCACCAGUUCUGAGGAGCUCGUCCCCAGUCCGCCGUCUCCACCACCCCCUCCCAGAGUCUACAAGCCCUGCUUCGUCUGCCAGGACAAGUCCUCUGGAUACCACUAUGGGGUCAGCGCCUGUGAGGGCUGCAAGGGUUUUUUCCGCCGAAGCAUCCAGAAGAACAUGGUGUACACAUGUCACCGGGACAAGAACUGCAUUAUCAACAAGGUGACAAGGAACCGCUGUCAGUACUGCCGCCUGCAGAAGUGUUUCACAGUGGGAAUGUCCAAAGAGUCGGUUAGAAAUGACCGGAAUAAGAAGAAGAAGGAGAGCCCAAAACCAGAGCUGGCAGAGAGCUACGAGCUGACAGCCGAGUUGGAGACCAUCAUCGAAAAGAUCCGUAAAGCCCAUCAAGAAACCUUCCCCUCCCUAUGCCAGCUUGGCAAAUACACCACGAACUCGAGUGCAGACCACCGCGUGAGGCUGGACCUGGGCCUGUGGGACAAGUUCAGCGAGCUGGCCACUAAGUGCAUUAUCAAGAUCGUGGAAUUUGCCAAACGAGUGCCUGGCUUCACGGGGCUGACCAUUGCGGACCAGAUCACGCUCCUGAAAGCUGCCUGCCUGGACAUUCUGAUCCUGCGCAUCUGUACGCGGUACACCCCCGACCAGGAUACCAUGACCUUUUCGGAUGGGCUGACCCUCAACCGGACGCAGAUGCACAACGCUGGCUUCGGCCCGCUCACUGACUUGGUGUUCACCUUUGCCAACCAGCUGCUGCCCAUUGAGAUGGACGACACGGAGACAGGCCUCCUCAGCGCCAUCUGUCUCAUCUCGGGAGACCGUCAGGACCUGGAAGAACCCUCUAAAGUGGACCAGCUUCAAGAGCCGCUCCUGGAGGCUCUGAAGAUCUAUGUGAGAAAACGUCGGCCAAGCAAGCCUCACAUGUUCCCCAAAACCCUGAUGAAGAUCACAGACCUGCGCAGCAUCAGCGCUAAAGGCGCAGAGCGAGUUAUUUCUCUGAAGAUGGAGAUCCCUGGAUCCAUGCCGCCGCUCAUUCAGGAGAUGCUGGAGAAUUCGGAGGGCCAAGACGGGAGUGGCAACAGCAGCAGCAACAGCAGCAGCAGCAAGAGUAACAGCGGCAGCAGCAGCAGCAGCAGCAGCAGCAGCAGCAGCAGCACUUCGGCUGAGGCGGGGGCCAGCCCCAGCAGCAAGGGCAGCCCCCAUGAGGACGCCACGUCUCUGGAGUCGCCAGAGUCCUUGGACACCGAGGGGGCCAUGGCCACCCCGCCUAGCGACGAGCCCUAGGAGGCGCUUGCAGGUGCCUCUUAGACUCUCUGACUUUUCCUUUGCACAAAAAAAAAAAAAAGAACAGCCAGAAAAGGCGCCGACCCCCUAUAACGCCCCCCUACCCCUUCCCCCUGACUCCUUCGCUUGGUAUUGCGUUAUCUUUAUAUCCUUGUCCUAUUUUUCUCUCCUAUUCCCCUUCUCUUAAAAAGAAAUCGUCGACACGGAGGCCUCAAAGGAUCAGUGCUUUGUGUAUAAUUUUAAUUGAGCUCUUAUUUGGCGUGGUGUCUCUGGGACAGGAACUGUGACAGGAAGGGGCGUGGCCCUCGUGAACCGCCUGGACGCAGAGAUGAUACUCCUCAGGUCUCCUGUGUAAAUUCUUACCUGCAUGACGGGAGUUUGAUAAGUGGUUUUACUCCUCUCUCUCUCUUUCUGUCCUCAUCUCUUUUCAUUCCUCGUAUUGUUGGCAUACGUACAUUGUACAUACCAUUGUAUGGUUAGAUCUCUGUUUCUAUGAUGAAUUUGUGGUGCUUUUUUCAUUGUCUUAAAUAUUAUCUUUGAGGCGAUACAUCAAGGUUUAAAGCAGGACUAAUUGUAAGUCCUUCAUAAAGUUAUCUAGAAUGUUAUUGCAUAUAGACAUUAUGGAAGUCUAAUAUUUUAUAUUUGUUCCUAUAUUUAAAACUGUUUUGUCUUUUAUAACACUUAUUUGUUCAUGUCUCUACAUGAAUGAGUGUACAUUCACACCACCAGAAUGCAAAGCUUCCCUCCACAUUGACAGCCGAGUCUGUCAAACUGUUUCCUCAACGGAGGGAAGCAAAACAACAGAAGCCUUUGAUACACACUCAUCAGACUGACCCGAGUCUGUUUUCACUUUUCAGUCUCGACUUGAACCGCUGAGACCUGAGACGAGACAAGAUUAGAUUUCGAAGAAGCCGGUCUAUGAAAUCAACUCAUUUGGUGUCUGUGUGUCCUCAGUAAAUCAGUUUACUGUACUGUCAAAACACAUUGGGGAAAUUACGUCGGAGAUAGAUGCCAGAGAUUUUUCUGCAUCAGGCUGUGAUCACAUGGGACGCCCUCUGCCAACGUAUCCAUCUUCCUCUUCAACCCGACCGUGAUUGAACUUUGACCAUGUCGCACUUUAUUAUCUCCGUCUGGUCAGUUGAGAGGUUUCACAACUUUGACAAGCUAGUCUUGUUUACCUAAAAUCACUUUUCCAGAUCGGCUCACACCUCAACAGACCUGUUUCUUGCCACACAUUCUGACAUGCUGAGGUAGAAAACACACUGGUGUAAUUAGUAUCUUUAGGGAGUGGCAGCAACCUAUUUAGAUGCAUGGGAAUGGUGCAUGUUGGGUAACUGAAACAACCUCCAUGGGCUGAAUGGAUGUGAAUGGAACAGGGCCACUGGGUUAUCAGCUUUAAAAUGAGCUACAUCUUUUGUUCACUGAUUCAGUGAGAAACAUAUCAUUUGCAGUCAUGGAGAUUCAUGGACACCUAAAUGAAAAUCAUACAUCCCUAGAGAUUCUACAAGACGAUAAACAAAAAUUAGCACAAAACCAAUGAACUUCAUUUCAAAGUAGAUUCGUAGUAGACUGACUAGCUAUCACUGUUGGCUUCUGGUCUGCUUUAAGGGUCACCAACUUAACCCAUAAAGACCCAGUGCUACUUUUGUGGCAGUUCCCAAAUUAUCUUUUCCCCUCAAUUUAACCUUCUUCGUCUUUCUUAAGUGAUUUACAACCAGUUAUAAUAAUAUUAUCCUCUGUAUUUUGCAUUUUUUUCAGUGAAAAUCAGAUAUUUUCCUAUAUUUAUUCCCUGAUCAUGUAGAUUU